This is a messenger RNA of Aureobasidium subglaciale EXF-2481, 5329 nucleotides long. RefSeq lists its product as uncharacterized. Bases 126 to 5066 code for a protein of 1646 amino acids. The record is from RefSeq and is a predicted model, not a curated record. The transcript has 2 exons. Gene Ontology annotation, molecular function: protein binding; eukaryotic translation initiation factor 2alpha kinase activity; ATP binding. NCBI's taxonomy places the organism in Eukaryota, Fungi, Ascomycota, Dothideomycetes, Dothideales, Saccotheciaceae. Gene Ontology annotation, biological process: regulation of translational initiation by eIF2 alpha phosphorylation; DNA damage checkpoint signaling.
UGGAGAGUUCAUCUUCCAACGCUUCUAUCAUUCGUAAAGAGUGCGGCUUCGGCUGCUCGCUCUUACUCAAUUUUGGUAGUGUCAUCUGGCACUUCUACCACACACGCUCAUGACCACCUUCAAGGAUGGCUCCAAAAACGCCUGGAAAGACGUCUACCAAGAAUCGCAAACACAAUGAACCCCCAGCACCAAAGCCUGCCGCGACGAUCCCGGCAGACGUUCCUCAUGUCAACUAUGCCGAGGUUCAGGCUGAGGAAAUUGACGUCCUCCAAGCCAUUUAUAUGGAAGACUACGAAGAAGUAGAAGUCAAGUCUGCCUGGAGCAAAAGCUCUGAUCGAGCAUUCAAGCUCAAAUUGAAAGCCUUUUCCGAUGAAUCUACCUUUGUCAUUCUCUCUGCCAAAUUGACGGCAACAUAUCCAAAGUCUGCUCCUGUCCUUCAAAUAGAAGGCUUGGAUAAAUUGCAAGCUCAAGCUAGGAAAUGUCUUCAACACAUUAUCAAGACCAGACCGGCCGAGAUGGCUGGAGAGGUCAUGAUGCACGCUAUCGCCGCGGACAUACAAGAUGCGCUUGAAGACGCCGUGCAGGCCAGAGAGCAGGGCGUUCUCCCCAGUCUUGAAGAUGAGCGCAUGAACCAGGAGGCCGCUGCCUUUGACCAGGCCAAAGAAGCCAAGGAGGAUGAAGCUAAGCGAGUGCAAGCCGCUCAGGAUGAAGAAGAACGUAUGCUGCAGCAAAUGGUUCAGGACGAGGUCGAACGUCGUGAAAUUAAACGACGCGACAGAUCUUCUCGGACUCAACAAAAAUCUAGCCCACAUCCAUCAGCGGAAGACGGCAAUAACACGAUCGACUUUGAUCAAGACAUCGCACUUGCUCCUGGCGUGGAAAGCGCACCUUUCAGUAGCGUCGCUUUGAUAUCACCAAUCGCUUCCAAAGGACAAAUGGGUAUCUUCGCUGCUCAGCCCAAAGUCACCAGAGGUGCGCUCAUGAGUCAAACCAUGUUGGCGGUUCGUCGCUUGUCCUUGAAGAUCAUACACGGCGAUGCCACGAGCAAGAAUCAUUUGCUCGCCCUGGAGGAAGAGUUGGAAGCGCUGAAAGUCCUUCGCCAACCCAACAUCCUCAAUGUCUACGCUUUUAAGGUCGAUAAGACUGAGGGCAAAGACAGCGGGUCCAAUCAAGACUGGGACGUCUCAGUCUUGACAGAUCUUGCCAACAGAGGAAGUCUUGCAGAGAUGCUUGAAGACGGUCACACUGUGCCUCCAGCAAAAGCGAAGCAAUGGUGUUUGGAUUUGCUCGAAGCACUAGACUAUUAUCACCGCCAUGGUAUCGUUCACAAACGCAUUCACAGUGCUAAUGUUCUACUUUUCCGAUCGGAUACUGGAGUCACGUCACCGAAGCUCGCAGAUGCUGCAUACGAGGACAGGCUACUCAUACUGCAGGGCCGACCAAGCACUGUCGAGAAGAGCAAGAAAAUGGUGGCUUGGCUUGCACCCGAAUGUUCCGGGAAUGAUCCUGCAUUUACUCGCCGGAGUGAUGUCUGGGAUUUUGGUGUUCUGCUUGUCCAGAUGCUGUUCGGCACCACAGUGACCCGCAAGUACCAUGGUCCAAUGGCUAUGCUUGAGUCGCUGGAUCUUUCGGACCCGCUUAGCGACAUCUUGCGCAGAGUGUUCAGCAAGGAGCCAAAGAACAGACCUACAGCUUUCGAAUUGAUCCCGAGCGAGUUCUUCCGCAGCGACCUACCAAUUAUCAACGCAGAGCAUUCCACGAGUAAAAGAAGGCAAUCGUCUUCUAUGGGCUUUUCUGGAGACUUCAAGAGUCCUAUUGCUAGACGCUCUAGGCAGAACUCACUCAGCGUUGGUGAAGGCCCUUCAUUCUCACGCUAUGUCAAGGACUUCACCGAACUCGGCCGUCUUGGUAAAGGUGGCUUCGGUGAGGUGGUAAAGGCACGCAACAAGCUCGACGGCGGAGUCUAUGCCAUCAAGAAAGUCAAACAAGAUUCGGCUGCACAGCUCGAGCACGUUCUAUCGGAGGUCAUGCUCUUGCACAGACUUAAUCAUGCUUACGUGGUCCGCUACUAUUCAGCUUGGGUCGAGGAUGACUUGUCUGGCAUGGUUGAACUAGAUCAGGAGUCCGUCUCGUUCGCGGAAGAUAUGACCACGUCCUCAGGCGAUGGUAUACAAUUCGGCAUGAGCAGUCGCGGCUUAGACUUUGUCAGCUCAAGUGGACUCGGCGACGAUAUUGUCUUUGGUGAAGACAGCGACGAUGACGACGAUGACGACGAGGACGACGAAGACGACGAUGAGGGCUCGGCUUCUGGAACGGAGACUAAUGGUCGUGUUGCAAGUGGCAGGCCUAUAUUUAGGAAUGGAGCACACUCAGAGGGCGCCAUCAGCGAUGGCGAAGACACCGAUUCACGUCCGCAACGCACACAUCGCGCCUCGUCUCGCCGCUUCAUGCGCUCAACACUUUACAUCCAGAUGGAGUAUUGUGAGAGACACACACUUCGAGACUUGAUUCGGAAGGACAUGUAUGCCAAACCUGAACAAGGUUGGCAAAUGCUCCGACAAGUCCUUGAAGGUCUCGCGCAUAUUCACAACCAUGGAAUCAUCCAUCGCGACCUCAAGCCUGACAAUAUCUUCAUUGAUGUUGCUGGAAACCCUCGCAUUGGAGACUUUGGUCUAGCUACAACAAGCCAGUACACCAGCGCUGACAAAGUCAUGACAAGCUCCAAUGGAGGCGCGGAUAUGACCAGAAGUGUUGGAACUGCCAUGUAUGUUGCACCGGAAAUCAAAUCAGGUUCCGGCGUGAACUACAAUGACAAAGUCGACAUGUACUCGAUGGGUAUCAUCUUCUUCGAGAUGUGCUUCCCCUUGAGAACCGCUAUGGAGCGCCACGAAGUGUUGCUUGAGAUGAGAGAGAAAGAUCAUGUCUUACCUGUUGAGUUCCAAGCUCCAGAGAAGGUGUUACAAGGAAACAUCAUCAUGGAGCUGAUCAGUCACUCGCCUGGCGACCGUCCGAGUAGUAUGGAACUCUUGAGAAGUGGGAAGCUGCCGGUACAGAUUGAAGACGAGACCAUCCGACAAGCACUGCAGAGUUUGACCGACCCAGGGUCGCAAUACUAUCAGAAGAUGAUGACAGCUUUAUUCUCGCAGACGCCCGAUCAACGCGUUAAGGAUUUCGCUUGGGACGCUAAAGCGAGUAAGGACCCACCUACAGCCGAAGAUUUCCGUGUAAGAGAUAUCGCUAGAGGCACUCUAUGUUCCAUCUUCCGCAGACACGGAGCCGAAGAGACGCAGCGACCUCUAGUACUUCCUCGCUCCAACUACUACACCGCACCCAAUAUUGUUCAGCUCCUGGAUGGCACCGGCAAUCUUUUGCAAUUACCUUAUGAUCUCGUUCUUCCGCAUGCCAGGCGUCUCGCCAAGCAAGAACCGGCUGUCGAAAAGACAUUUGUCUUUGGCAAUGUCUUCCGUGACACCCUCAGUGGAGGUGCGCCUAGGACUAUCAAGGAGGUCGACUUUGACAUUGUGACAAAAGAGAGUGACGAUCUUCCGUUGCAAGAAGCAGAAGUGCUCAAGGUUGUAGAUGAGAUCAUUGACGAGGUCCCUGCUCUCGCAUCACAACCAAUGUGCUUCCAUCUCAGCCAUUCGGAUCUGCUAGAACUCAUACUUGAUUUCUGCCGCAUUGAUCAAUCUCAAAGGCCACUUGUCAAAGAAACCCUCAGCAAGUUGAACAUUCACCAAUUUGGCUGGUCCAAGAUACGUACUGAACUUCGCUCACCUCUUAUCGGCAUUCACUCUACAUCUCUCGAUGAUCUGGCACAAUUCGACUUCCGCGAUACCCCUGAGAAAGCUUUGAAAAGGCUUCAGGAGAUCCUCGAAGGCAGCACACACGCAAGCAGAAUUAGAAGACCCAUGGACCACAUUAAGCGUGUGGUCGAUGCGAUGAAGCUAUUUGGCAUUCGUCGCAAGAUUUACAUCUGUCCUCUGAGCAGCGUCAACGAAAAGUUCUACUCCGGCAGCGUACUUUUCCAGUGCAUGUACGACAAGAAGAACAGAAAUGUCUUUGCAGCAGGUGGAAGGUACGACCGACUUAUCGAUGCCCAUCGCUCUCGCACACAUGCCACAAGUGAAGCUUGCCAUGCCGUCGGCGUCAGUAUCGGUUGGGACGGCCUCAUCGCCGCCAUCAUCAGACACAAAAAGAACGCAGUCAACAAUGCCUAUCUCAAAAAGGGCCACGAAGAAUCGCUCAGUGCAGCUUGGAAUGCCAAACGCUGCGAUAUUCUCGUGGCCUCUGGCGAUCCCACGAUUCUCCGCUCCACAGGCAUCAAAGUCCUCGCCAGCCUCUGGGCCAACGACUUCAGCGCCGAACUAGCCACAGACGCCCGCACCAUCGACGACGUCCUAAGUAAGCAGCGCGAUGCCUCGCACCCAUGGAUCGUAAUGGUAAAGCACGAAGCCUCUUCAACCUUCAAAGUACGCAACAGCACCACAGACACCGAGACCGAAGUCGCAAGUACAAACCUAAUCGCCCACCUGCGUUCUGAGCUCCGCGAAAGAGAAAGCAGGGAAGCUGGACACGGCAACAAUCGCUCUCGCCACCAUCCCUCCCUGAUCCGCCAUUCUUCCCACCACAACGAAAACAACAACAGCACCAGCGGCAACGAACGCAACAAAAACAACGUCCAAGUCCUCAUGGCACAACACCGUGGCAAAAAGAGCAAUAAAUACCAUAUUGUAGAAGCCGCCCAAGCCCGCUGGACAUCCUACAUUGACUCUUGGAAAUCUUCCGCUCCUAUUCUCGCCAUCGAAGGCAGAGAAGGUAUAGUAGAGAGCAUCCGUGACGAAACACGGCUUUCGGAUCCGGAUUCUUGGCGCAAGUUUGUUCAGAGUGCUCCGUUGGCCGAACGUCAGUAUUUGGCGCAAGUGCAUGAGUUGUUGGCUGAGAUGAGGAAGAAGUGGGAGGCGGGGUUGCAGGUGCAGGGGAGAGAGGAUGGGGUGGGGGUGGGGAGGGAGGCUUGUCUCUAUAACUUUAGGACGGCCAAUUGUGUUUAUUACGAUGUUGGUCUUUGAAGGACUUCUUGCCAUCGAAGUCGCGAAAAAGAUCUAUUUCACUUUUCUACAUUUUGCUUCACUCUUUCAAAUGUGAUGAGAUGCGCAUGAAAGGUGAUCUUAUGACAAGGACACGCAAACCACAGUCACAAUCACAGUUUGCAGUUCAAAGAAGUGCCCAAAGAAUAAAGUCGAACAGAAAUUGGAACAUAUGUACAAGUACGGCCAAUUAGUGGUGGUGGGAAUAUCGAACCAGACAACAGAGAACCACCGGUACGAGACAU